UGCGCGAAACUGCGAGUCAGUAAAGACGAGAUCACCACGACGACUUUCUAGUUUAGAAAUUAAGAGUGAACGCACCAGCAUGAACUCUUUUCCCUUUUUUUCUUUCAUUUUCAUCUUCUUUGCUGCCCGUAUAGCAGGCUUCGUUAUAAUCGAUGGCGAUUUACAGCAGGCCUUUAAUGAAAUGUCAGAAGGCGUUGGAAAUUUCCAGUAUGGAGUGAAAAGUUUAUACCAAAAGUCUUUAGAAGCGAAAAAGGAUUCAAGAAAUGGAGCAUCGGUCUUGAUGGGUGAAGAUGAUGAAGAAGAAUUAGGUGGAACUGGAAUCGAUCCUGGUAUUGUAUUUGCAAUUAACAAAACAGCAGGUGCAACGUCGAAAGUUUUCCAAGAAGUUUUAAACCGCAUUGUCAUCAAUACUGGAAUGAACAAAUUGGGAAUACCGGUGAUUAGUGAAGAUUCAGAAUUGAUGGAUGCCAUGAAAUCGCAAAUGGCGACUUUUCUCAUGGGAACCUCUGUAGCUGCAGCUGCCGCUGCCAACAUCAUGAACAUGUGAACUGUGGAAUUGUGGCUACCUGAUCAUUUAGAAGAGGAGGAGCCAUGGCAGAAGAAAAUAAAGAAGAAAUUUAUAUUUCAAUAAUGUUCCUUCUAUAAUUAUGCACCAUUUCACUAUAAUAAUAAAAGAUCUUUCUAAAAUCAUAAGCCUGAUUAAAUAUU
Messenger RNA from Argiope bruennichi, 708 nucleotides. RefSeq lists its product as uncharacterized. Lineage: Eukaryota; Metazoa; Arthropoda; Arachnida; Araneae; Araneidae. The record is from RefSeq and is a predicted model, not a curated record. The coding region runs from base 80 to 547 and encodes 155 amino acids. The transcript is spliced from 10 exons.